AUGCGAAAAAUACGUUUUCGUUAUAUUAAAGAAAAUGGUAAAUCAACAUCAGUUACUGUACGAUGUAGUCUUAAACGUAAUGCUUCGCUCAUAUCUGAAGCACUCAGGCAUUAUCAACGAUUGGAACGACAGAACGAUGGAGAAACGUCAACAAAAAAAUUAGAUAAACAAAAUCGACGUCAUUAUCAACAUGUGAACGAAUGCAAAUUUCGACCUGUUGUUAUUGAAAAUGCUGUAACGCACAAAAUUAAACCAACAACUAAUCAUCAUCAUCAUCAUUUUGAUCCAAUACAAUUACGUCGUAAACAAUGUUCAUCAACAUUAAUCGAUGAAGAUUUUCCAAUACUCUACAAUUCUAAUCUUCCAUCUCUAUCUUCAUCAUCGUCAGGUUUUCAAAGUCACUCCCAUUCAUCAAGUAAUCAAACAUCAUCAACCAAUGAUGAGAUUGAAAAUCUUAAUAAACGUGGAAAUAUAAUUAAAGAAAUCUAUAAAACUGAAUCGGAUUAUUUAGGACAUUUAAAAAAUUUAGUCGAUGGCUAUUUGAAAAAGAUGCGUUUACAUUCGGAUUUAUUUUGUGACAAACAAAUUGAAUUAUUAAUGGGAAAUAUUGAAGAAAUCUAUCAUAUUCAACAAUCGUUUUUUCAUUUAUUAAAAUUAUCUCUAAAUGAUCAAAAUCCACAUGAAAGUCUUAUUGGAAAAUGUUUUCUUUUCUAUAAAGAACAAUUUAAGAAAUAUUCAGAUUAUUGUAUUAAUCAUCCAUUAUCAUGUUUAGAAUUGAUUAAACUAGAAAAUAAUCCUAUCUAUCGAGAGUUUUUUGAAACAUGUCGAUUAGAAGCGAAUAUGAUUGAACUAAAAUUAGAUGCUUUUCUUCUAACACCCAUCCAACGUAUAUGUCAAUAUCCAUUACAAUUAAAUGAAUUAUUAAAAUAUACUCCAUAUGAACAUAAAGAUUAUAAUAAUAUUAAACAAGCAUUAAAUACAAUGCGUGAUGUUGCGAGUUAUAUCAAUGAACAAAAACGACGUAUGGAAUAUGUUGAAAUUAUUCAUAAAUGGCAGCAUACAGUUGAAUGUUGGCAGGGGAAAGAUUUAGUUGAAACAAGUGCACAAGGUCUUGGACGUGCUGAUGCGUUUUUAUAUCAAAAUGGAAAAAAAGAACCAGUAAUUUUGUUUCUUUUUGAUCAUGUACUUAUUAUUUGUAGAAAGGAUCGACGAAAUACAUUGAUUUAUACUGAUCGAGCUGAUUUAGAUAAUACAGAAAUUGAAGAUCUUAGAGAUGGAAAAGUAUCACGUUUAGAUGAAGAAAAUCUCGUUCAUUUAUUAAAUGCUUGGCGUUUGUAUGAUCGUACACAAAAUAAAACUUAUUUAUUUACUCAUCGAACACCGUUAGAUAAAAUGCAAAUGAUGGAUUCAUUAGAAUAUGAACGAGCAUAUGUUGAAGAAAAUUUAUCAAAAGGUUUAGACAUUCCGCUUUAUACACGAAUAGCAACACUUAAAACGCGACAAUAUCUUGCUGAUCAAUCAUCAUCAAAAUCACUUCCAACAAUGACAAGGCAAAAUCGUUCGAUUUCAGCUAUACUUCGAACAAGUAAUUCAUCAUGUAAUAAUCAAGCAUCAUUAUUAAAAACCGCUCCAUUACCAAGACGUAAAUCAUCAUUACCACGAUUUGUACGUUGUUCAUCACCGGAUACAUCAAUCGAUGAUAGUUUUCGUUCAAUAAAAUCACGUUUUCGCUUAUGGUGA
Adineta steineri is the source of this 1740-nucleotide messenger RNA. The record is from the annotation of a GenBank genome assembly. Lineage: Eukaryota; Metazoa; Rotifera; Eurotatoria; Adinetida; Adinetidae.